Molecule: messenger RNA, 1151 nt
Organism: Orbicella faveolata
Lineage: Eukaryota; Metazoa; Cnidaria; Anthozoa; Scleractinia; Merulinidae
Product: potassium channel subfamily K member 4-like
Biological process (GO): potassium ion transmembrane transport; stabilization of membrane potential
Cellular component (GO): plasma membrane
Molecular function (GO): outward rectifier potassium channel activity; potassium ion leak channel activity
Source: RefSeq, a predicted model, not a curated record
GUAGACUCUCUUAUCAAGGAUGGAAAAAACAUGUCCAGUGCCGAGACAUAUCGAGUCUGGUUUGACGAUUAUGUUUUUUUACCAAAGUACAGACUGUCGUGGGUGUAAAGAAAUCGAAGGAUUGUUUUUCGAAAGUUGACAACUACUAACUACUACUUUCACUAUUUCGUGACCAAACGAUUCAGGAUGGCAGCUCCGCGAUCGAUUGUUUUGCAGCGAUCCGAAGUGAGAAAUCAAGUACGGUUUGUUUCGAUCAGGACCAUUCCUUUUUAACUGUUUACACAGCGGUUAGCCAUAAAUUAUUAACUGCAUUAUUGAAUAGCGACCAUUUCGAAAAAGGUGGAAAGCGAAACUCCCGGGGCGAAACUAAAACCGCGCCGACACACAGAAUCUUGCUAUAGAUGUAAACUCGGAACAAGCUUUAAGGUAGCCAUGAAGAAUUUGGCGGAAAUUAGAGCGAACAUCACGUAUAAUGCCGUUUUAGUUGGGAUUUUAAUCAUUUACGGGCUGUUAGGAGCGCUCGUUUUCAGGAAGCUUGAAGCUGUGAAUAGCGCUUCAUUCACGAACGACGGCCAGCUUGAAGACUCGAGGGAAAACCUUCUGAAAGAGCUGUGGAAUCAAAACAGUCUUGAAUUCGACCAGUGGUCGACACAAGCGAGAAACAAACUGGAUUCAUACGAGAAGAAUUUCAUGUUCGAGAGUUCGAAUACAGCUGCGUGGAGCUUGGCUGAUUCAUGGUCAUUUUCUUGCACAAUCUUCACCACAAUUGGUAAGAAACAGAUUUUUAACUUUGUUCAAACAUUGCUCCACAUAUUUUCACCAGCGACAGCACGUAACGUUCCGUGUCCUUUUUCCUCAGGUCUCGGCGAUUAUGUGCCUCGGAAUAUGCACCACACGGUGUUCUUUGGCGGGUACAUUAUUGUGGGUCUUGUCCUGGUUAUCAUGUUAUUUAGUGCCAUAGAGGAAGAGAUUACAAAACGUUUGGACAAAAUCAAGCAAAUGGUUGGAUUGGUUGAAAAUGGGCACAAGGACAAGAAAGACCGCUGAGAACUCAUUCCGCCGGCGAUUCUGUGUGACUCGAAAUUUGUCCUACCUUGAUCUCCGUCAAGGUUGACUCGUCCACUUGGUCGAUCUAUUUGUUUUGCGCGUAU